AUGCAAUACAUUAGUACUCUCACCGACUCCUGUGGUACACCAAUGGUGAAGACAAAGCGAAAAACUCCCUUCCUAGGUUUUCUUGUUGCUAUCAAGAGCAUCGAAUGUCUGUUCAACGAGUUAGUCAGAAACACAAAUGUUUCUAUGGCAUACCUGUUAACAUAUAAACUAAGUCAAGACCACUUGGAGUUAUUCUUUGCAGCAAUACGCUCGUCAGGAGGUUGGAACAAUAAUCCGACAGCAACACAAUUCAUGGCUGCCUACAAACGCCUGCUCCUACGUCACGAAGACAGUGCCUCUGGAAAUUGUACAGCAUUAGAUGCUACAAACAUUCUACAUGCUGUAAAAGAUACCACAACCAUCAACCAUGUUAAUGCUGAUAUUGAUGUUUCUGACAUAACAACCAUCCGAAGAUAUGACCUAAAUGUACGCCUAGAACCACAACAAACAGAUCAUGAUUAUGUGGAUGCUCCAAAUUUUAACUAUUUAAGCUCUUACAAAGAAGCAGCUGUUGGUUACAUUGCAGGUUAUGUGGUCAGAAUGGUAAAACGGUCAGUAACUUGCGAAUCUUGCAUUGAUGCUCUCGUGGAGAAAGAUCCAAACAACACUAAGUUUAACUCAUUGGUGAGACAGAAAAACCAUGGAGGACUAAUUGAAGCUUCUGCAAGUGUUUACCAAAUUUGCCAAAGCACAGAGCAAUGUGUGGUAAGAAUGCUUCAUUCAACAGGGGGAAACUUACCCACAUCAUCAAAGAUUGUCCCACCAAUUUCAUCAGUGGUCUUGGAAGAAGCUGUCAAGAAAAAUGCAUUUUCAUCUCUCCAUGAUCACAUGUUUGACAACUCUCCUGACAACAACCAUCUCUUCAGGCUGAUAAAAUGCAUCGCCAAAUGCUUCUUAAAAAUAAGAAUGCACCACCUAGCAAAGGAAACAACUGCAAAGGUUAGAGGAGAAAACAUUAGGAAAAUAGUAUCCAAGACAAUCCUAUUUAAAAACCAGUAG
Paramuricea clavata is the source of this 999-nucleotide messenger RNA. The record is from the annotation of a GenBank genome assembly. NCBI's taxonomy places the organism in Eukaryota, Metazoa, Cnidaria, Anthozoa, Malacalcyonacea, Plexauridae.